GAAUCUCAUCUUCUUCACUUACCCACAAUGGCUGCAUUAACUAAGUUAUAUAUUCUGUCUCUCUUUAUUUCCUUCUCUCUAGUCCGUGCUCAAACACCUUCAAAAUCUUCCUCAAAUCCCAGAGCACUAGUCCUCCCAAUUACAAAGGACUCCUAUACUCUCCAAUAUUUAACCAGACUCAAUUUGGGAACACCUCCCGUUCCGAGAAACCUAGUUGUCGACCUUGGGGGCCAGCAUUUAUGGAUUGAUUGCGAUACUGGAUAUCAGUCAUCCACUUACAGACCAGGCUACUGUGGCUCUGCAUCAUGUUCUUUGGCUAAAGCUGCUUGCGUUAGCAUAUGCCCCAAUCCUCGUGGGCCUGGUUGCAACAACAAUACUUGCAAAGUCUUGGCCAGAAACAGUGUCUUUGGAGGUGGUAUAUUCCCUGAAGUUUCCCUUGAUGUAAUUUCUCUCCAAUCCACAGAUGGCUCCGAGGCUGGGCCGCCUGUUUCUGUUUCUGAUUUCAUCUUCGGUUGUGCUAAUACUUGGGAUUUAAUUGAUCUUGCUAAUGCUGCAAAUGGAAUGAUUGGCCUUGGAAAGGAAAGAGUUGCCUUUCCAUCACAGCUUUCAUCAGUAUUCGGUGGAAGUUUCCGUCGAAAAUUCGCUAUCUGUUUGCCUUCUAAUUCCAAGUUCAAUGGCGUACUGUUCUUUGGGGACUCUCCUUAUCAUUUCUAUCCAGGCUACAAUACAUCAAAACUCAUUGACAUAUCAUCAAGAUUCACGUACACCAAACUUCAUACCAAUUACGAAAGAACAGCUUCGCCAAGGUUGCAAGGAGCACAAGUGCCAGAGUACUUUGUCAAGAUUACAUCUGUCCUAGUAAACGAUAAACCCAUUCCAAUUAACACAACAUUGCUCGACUUCCACAGGACAGGUAUUGGUGGUUCAAGAAUAAGCACAGUAAAGCCUUAUACUAUUCUUGAAGGAUCUAUCUAUGAUUCUCUUGUUAAGGCCUUUGAUAAGGAGAUCGCAACAUGGAAAGUCAAAAAAGCUGCAGCUGUGACGCCCUUUAAGGAUUGCUAUAGUAAAGGACACUUGGCAAUGACACCUCUUGGGCUUACUGUUCCUGACAUUAGUUUUGUUUUUGAGAACAAGCACGUUAGGUGGAAUAUUUAUGGAGCUAAUUCAAUGGUGGAGAUAAGCAAUGAUGUGGUGUGCCUAGGGUUUUUGAGGGGAGUUAAUGAGACGUGGACAACAACAUCAAUAGAUAUGGGAGCACAUCAAAUGCAAGACAAUUUUCUUCAGUUUGAUCUUGCUGCUUCUAAAAUGGCAUUUACUAACACACUUCUGUUAGAAGAUGUUGAAUGCUCCAACUUCAAAUUCUGAACAAGCUUAUUCCUACCUAGAUUUUUGUAUUUCCUUUUUUUACUAAUUUUUAGCCCUGAUUUAAAGUUACUGCUUUUAUUAUUUAAUGUAAGAAAAAUGAUAAAUAUCCGUUCAAUUCAAAGUGCGAGCUUUUCUGCCAA
Messenger RNA from Ricinus communis (castor bean), 1505 nucleotides. RefSeq names its product probable aspartic proteinase GIP2. Gene Ontology annotation, biological process: proteolysis. Gene Ontology annotation, molecular function: aspartic-type endopeptidase activity. Lineage: Eukaryota; Viridiplantae; Streptophyta; Magnoliopsida; Malpighiales; Euphorbiaceae. The transcript has a single exon. The record is from RefSeq and is a predicted model, not a curated record. Bases 28 to 1365 code for a protein of 445 amino acids.